This is a messenger RNA of Pistacia vera, 1264 nucleotides long. RefSeq lists its product as uncharacterized. The transcript is spliced from 9 exons. The record is from RefSeq and is a predicted model, not a curated record. Gene Ontology annotation, cellular component: nucleus; cytoplasm. Lineage: Eukaryota; Viridiplantae; Streptophyta; Magnoliopsida; Sapindales; Anacardiaceae. Gene Ontology annotation, biological process: snRNA import into nucleus. The coding region runs from base 1 to 855 and encodes 284 amino acids.
AUGGCGUUUAAGGCUCGCUUGGGUGCUAAGGGUUUUCAUCAACGAUUGGGAGUUGAUUAUCAUGACACCUUCAGUCCGAUGAGUUCCAAGAAGCUAAGAACAGCAGCUUGUUCUUCUACUGAGGCAGAGUACCAGUUUGUUGCUAGUACAACUGCUGAAAUAAAUUGGGAGUGGGUUCAGACCUCNCUGUAUGAUUGCACUGCUGAGUUCAGGUUUUUUUGGUUGAACUCCAAGCUGGCUGAGACUGGGGCCUGUGAUUCUCCUUCUCGUUACCAUAAAUUCAGAUUUAGUUCCGUACCUGUAUUCAAUUGUGACCAGAGUGGUCUCUAUGCAGCAUAUACAGGAGUGGUGUCUUAUGUCAAGGAUGGGCUAUUGUUUUAUAACAAGUAUGCACAUUAUCAAACUGGAAACACACCUCUAGCAUUAGUCUGGAAGGACGAACACUGUAGUCAAUAUGUAAUUGACACCGAUAGUAAAGGAGACAUUCCGAGCCAACAACAGGUAGUUUUGGAGCUGCAAGAUGAUGGAAAACUAUCUACAUCAGAUGAUCCUGCUGUCAACUUUGGCUGCUUAGAUAGGGAAUUCAUACAGAAGUCAGAGCUACAUUCUGGUAGUCUUCUAAAGUUUGCCAUUGGUGAUGGAGGAUUGAGUUUUGUGGAUGGGAAGCUUGAGAAGGCUGAUUUACAUUAUCUUGGCAAGACCAAUCGAGCACGCAUGUUUGCAGAUAGUUACUCUAAGGUUAUAUUUCAGUAUAUGGUUCGACAUGCACCGCUAAAAUUUGAUGAUCUGUUAGCUUCUAUUAGCUCAUCAAAUGAUCAAGAAAACAAACUUGAUGAUGUGGAGAUGGUCGGUUGACGGAGUAAUGGUGACUGCUGGUUUCUUUCAUAGUUUUGCCCACUGCCCUCCAUAAAGCAAGCAAAUGUCACUCACUGGAGGAUGGUGAUUGCGCAUGGUUCUCAUCAAUGGUUUAUGACUUUUGUGUAUCUAGCAAACUGACAGCUAGGAAGUUUUGUAUGAUUCCAGUAAGCAGCAGGUGAAUGUAAUUCUUGCCACCUUUUAUGGAGAUAUUUUUUAACCCUUUUUUAUGUAUAUAUCUUUUUGAGUUUUCUUGUAGGCACCUUUGCUAUGCAGAGAUUGUACCACAGCUCAGAAAUAUGACAUAUGCUUAUUUAAAACAAUACAAUUUUGAAUUGUACCAAAUAACCUUAAUUAUAAUAGUGUGGCUUUUUGGUGAUGAUGAUACAAUACGUUUCAUCUCUUUUCA